AUGAGCAGCAAUUGUAUUGAGGAUGAAGGUGCUGCCUCAUUUGCUGCGGUCGUCCUCCACAACAACACAGUGACCUCUUUGGAUCUCUCGGUUAAUUGGAUCAACAGCGAUGGUGUCGUCGAGAUUGCCAAUGCUUUUCUCGAGAAUCCCAAUUCGACAAUCACAUCGAUCGAUCUUAGUUGUAACACGAUCUGUCCAAAGGGUGCUCGUGCCAUGGCCGAAGCACUCUCUGUCGAUUGCGCACUGCGACAUAUCAACUUUUUCAGUAACAACAUCGAGACCGACGGUGCAUACGAACUCUCGAAAUCCAUUAUCAAGAAUCAUACACUGACGUCGCUCGAGCUAUCGACCAACCUCAUUGGCAACGAAGGAAUCAAGUAUCUCAGUCAAGCGCUACUCGAGAACAACACUAUCGUCUCACUUUCACUGUCACAAAGUCUCAUUGCCUACGAGGGAAUCAAGUAUCUGGUGUCACUGAUCAGUCUCAACCAUACACUUACAUUUUUAGAUCUCUCAUACAACUUUAUUGGACCUAAAGGAGCAGAAGAACUAAGUUUAUCAUUAGAGAAUAACAAAACAAUAACUUCUCUCGAUUUAUCGUCCAAUUCGAUAGGAGAUGACGGCGCCACUGCAAUUGCUGGAAUCUUCCCCAAAAACAACACACUACAACGUCUCUCGCUUUAUAAUAAUAAGAUUGGUCCAAAAGGUGCUAAACCGAUCGUUGAAAACCUACUUAAGAACCAUUCUCUUUAUUCAAUUAAUUUGUUAGCGAAUCGAAUCGAUGCAUACAUAUUAAAACCAAUUGUAAAAAGAUUAGAACAUUUAUUGCCUGCGCCAUCAUAA
This is a messenger RNA of Heterostelium album PN500, 843 nucleotides long. RefSeq lists its product as uncharacterized. Gene Ontology annotation, cellular component: cytosol; nucleus; perinuclear region of cytoplasm. Gene Ontology annotation, biological process: activation of GTPase activity; nucleocytoplasmic transport. Lineage: Eukaryota; Evosea; Eumycetozoa; Acytosteliales; Acytosteliaceae. Bases 1 to 843 code for a protein of 280 amino acids. The transcript has a single exon. The record is from RefSeq and is a predicted model, not a curated record. Gene Ontology annotation, molecular function: GTPase activator activity; small GTPase binding.